AUGUAUAUGAACUCUUCUGGAGGGGAGAGCGGAUACUCGCUGACCUUCCUGGGAAAGAAAGUGGGCCGACAUCACUCUGUGGCUCCAGCAGGAAAACACUGUGAGUCUAAAACACAAAAACAACCUCAGACACGAGUUCAUGCGACACCUUUAAUGUAUCAUCAUGGUGGUAAAGACACCUCUGCGCUCAUAGAAAUCAGAUUUAUGCAUAUUUGGUGGAGGAGGUCAGUCUGAGGGAUUAUGGCGUGUGUGGCAGGAGGACGUUUGAGGCUCGACCAGGUUUAAGUAUUUUCGCCGCUCGGCUGCAUCUGUUGUGAAGCAGCUGUAACACAUUGUUCCUGCCAGGGUCUGGGCCGAGAUCUGAGGCCAUGAAAACUCCAGACUCUUGAGCGCACAGACAUGCCAACAGACUGAGCAUGUGCACAAAUAUCUUUACUGUCAGUGAGAGAGCGACUGUUGCUACUGAACAAAUUCAUGCCUCUACAUUUGUGCAUGUGUGUAUUCAGCUCCAUGCAUGCAGAGCUCAGCUGGUUAUAUUAAAGUGAGCCUCAUGCCUUCAUUAUGUCGCAGCGAUCUCCUCCUCCAUCUUCUGUCCAGAUGUUUUCAUUAUCUGUGAGCUGCAGAUUCACCUCCUUAACUGUUCAUCUCCACCCUCAUCCAACCAUAUUGGUUUUAUCUCCACGUAUAAAGAGUUUGUCUUUUUCUUCAGGAUCCAGGAGCUUUAUAACAAAAUCUUUAUAACCUAAAUUUAUAACAGAUUUUCAGAUUUUUUUCAUUCGCUCUAUAUUUGUCCUCAGGUGCCUGGGAGCCGACGAACAGGUCUUCAUGUCCCGAGGACUCUGUAGUGUCCUUGCGACCUGGACGGGCCCCCGUAGCAGCGCCGGUUCACGCGGAUUUACCGGGCAGUGUGUCGGAGCUGGAAGACGAGAGGCCAUGUCCAAUAAUUCACCACGCACAGUUUGACCAAAGCAAAGACAAACCAACAGGUUAGACCGACAGAUGUAUUCAUGAUAUAUUUGUAGAGAGACUAAAUGUUUAUCUAAAAAACUACAGAACAUUUAUUCAAAGGAGUUCAGCCAAGAAUCAUGUCAGCGUGGACUUUUCUAAAGGUCCACAGAAACCACAUUAUCCUCAGAAGAGCUGUGGUCCUCACAAGUGUAGAAACACACACACAUUUAUACAAACAGCAGUUUUCUUUACUCAUCCUAAAAUAAAAACUUUUCUCUGCUCUGAUGGAUAAAUAACCUCAGUGUGUUUUUUUAAUCCCUCUUUUCUCUGUAAUCUGUGACAUAAUCUCUGUCUCUCCACUAAAAGGUGUUUCUGGGAGGAAAGUCGAAGCUCGAUGA
Xyrichtys novacula (pearly razorfish) is the source of this 1346-nucleotide messenger RNA. Lineage: Eukaryota; Metazoa; Chordata; Actinopteri; Labriformes; Labridae. The record is from the annotation of a GenBank genome assembly.